Molecule: messenger RNA, 4773 nt
Organism: Lachancea lanzarotensis
Lineage: Eukaryota; Fungi; Ascomycota; Saccharomycetes; Saccharomycetales; Saccharomycetaceae
Gene: DNA2
Product: LALA0S05e09318g1_1
Exons: 1
Coding region: 1-4773 (1590 amino acids)
Biological process (GO): replication fork reversal
Cellular component (GO): cytoplasm
Molecular function (GO): 5'-flap endonuclease activity; single-stranded DNA helicase activity
Source: RefSeq, a predicted model, not a curated record
AUGGAAGGCAGAGAUCUGAAGAAAAGAGGACCAAGCCCGUUUGCUUCUCCUGAGCGCUUACGCGUAGUUGGUGAACAAGCCGGCGAUGCUGAGAAAACCUCGGCGGUAAGCUCACGUAAAAACCAAAGAGCUUCACGGAUCAACAAGAAGUACAAAUUCACUCCGCUUGAUACGAUAAGUGACAACAGAGAUGAGAAGUUAGCUCAACCUGGAUCUCUGCGAUCUAUUUCCCUAUCACAAGUACGGAAAUCCACAAAGGAUAAAAAUUUCAAGCGUACUUCUCGUGAGGAUGCCGCUGUUAAAGCUACGGGAGUUUCAAAAACUCCAGGCACGGUUCAGGAAAAUGAGUCCAAACUCUAUAAUAAUACUAAUAGGCCGGAAGAAGUGGUUUGGCAGUAUUCGCCGAGAAAAAAUGUCAGGAGUGGUACAGGAUCUGAAAUAGAGCAAGGGUAUCGAUCGCUAUCUGAGGAUAGCGUGAUUGAGCAAGUGGUCAAAGAAUCUUCCACUCCAAUCGUGCCCAACAAAUACAGAAAUGUGUUGACUUUUCGACACGUUGAUAACGCCCAGGGCCGUGGAGAGGACACUGCUAGCCUUGCGUCGAGAAAUCCCUCGCUGCAAAGAAACUCGCUACCUAGGUCUUACGAAAACUUGUCACCAUCGAGACCCUCAACACGGGACAUUGAUGAGAUUAUAAAUGAUUUGGAGUGUCAUACUGGUUUAAAACCACCUUUUCAAGCAAAAGAUAUUCCUUCUUCACCAACUUUUUCUUUCACAGAAGCAACGCGAACCAACGAGGAAUUGUCCGAUCUACGAAAAAAGGUCUCGCCAAAUUUACGGAAUCCAUGUUCAGAGUCCCAAAAAGAGGAUGCCCAGGAAGAAAUAAAGGACCAAGGCAAAACCCUCAACUCUGUAUUUUCUUCCCCCACCGCUGGAAUACCGAUCGAGUGCUCCGAGUACGUGCAAUUUGCUAAGAGGAAGAGUGAGUCCGCAACCGUAGGUACUGUAAAAACCAAUGAUGACAAAACCGACAAGGAGUACGAGUAUGACGACCACCAUGGUAACAUUCAUAAUAGAAACGGUGUAAAGAAUCCAGAUAAGGAAGAAGAUGAAGAUGAUGAAGAUGAUGAGGAUGAUGAGGAUGAUGAGGAUGAUGAUGGUUCUUUGAUAGAAAUUUUGACACAGAAGUUCACGGCCGGUGAGAAUAUAAAACAUAUCACAGCUCCUUCCAAAAACACUGCAUCUUCAAAAUCAAAUUCUUCUGAAUUGUCUUCGGAUGAUGCGUUUGACGAUUCCCUGAUUGAAUUUCUAGGUACUGCCACCAAGAACUCCAAUAUUGCUACAAUUGGGGGUGAUCAAGUGGAAUCAGAAAUCGAAGUCGUAGAGCAGCGAUUCUCCCAGACGCUUAAUGUUCAAGAUCAAGAAUCACAUAAGAACAAAAUUCCUGAGAGGUACCUUGAGCGAGCGCAAUUCGCAGCACAUAGGAAUGACAUGAACCGACUAGUGAUUAUAGAGACCGAGGAUUAUAAUCUAAAAAAUGGCGCCAAGCAAAAGAUUCUUAAAUGCGUGGAUUACGAAAGCAAAACCUGCAACCUUGUGCUAAGAUCACCGUGGGUAGAUUUGCCAUUUGAACAGGGAGAUGUUGUCCAUACUGUUCCAGGUAGAAAUGCUACCAAUAAGCGGCUAUUUUCUAAUGACAAAGAACCAGAAACAGGAAUGUUGAACGAUAAUCUCUUGAUUCUCAACCCCGAUAUUCUUCUUGCUGCAACGACAGUCGGAAAAGCUGUGGAAUGCCAAAGAAAAGCUAUAAUCGGCACUCAAUUCAGUGGGCCCGGUGAAGCUAAUCUCCCAGCUUUGAUCGGGUCCAUCGUGCACGAACUACUUCAAGCAUGUCUUCAAUUUAAGCUGGACCAUCACAACUUAUCUGACAGUUUUGUAAAUUCGAAGCUAGAGUAUCUUCUAGAGUACUACGCUGCUGAUAUAAUAUUGUGCCGGACUACUCAACAGCAGAUUUCACAACAAAUUAUACAAGAUCAUCUUAUGAACAUCAAAGACUUCACGAGAAAAUAUGUGAAAAGUCAAAGCUCUUCUGUGGUAAAGGAACGCAACAAAAUUCCUUUUACAAUUUCCAAUAUUAUCGACAUCGAAGAGAAUAUCUGGUCACCAAUGUAUGGGCUUAAGGGAUUUAUUGACGCAACAGUGGAAACGAAAUUUCCGAACAACUCCAAAUUCAUUGCUCCUUUGGAGCUAAAAACUGGUAAGACAAAAUCCGUCAGUCAUGAGGUGCAAGGAAGCAUUUACACGCUACUGCUUAAUGAUCGUUACGAGCUUCCAGUCAAUUUUUUUCUGUUGUUUUACACCAAACCAAAUGACUUCAGUAAGCAAAACACCUUACUUACCUCAAUUAAGCAUCUCCUCGUGUUGAGAAAUCAGGUUUCCGCUUUUCUAAAGCAUGAACUUGAGGAAAUAGCAGGCACAGAAUGGAACGGAACUAUUCUUCCGCCUAUCUUGCGUAGUUCGGAAUGUGAUAAUUGCUACUCAAAAACCGAAUGUAUGGUUUUGAACAACAUAUGUGAGGACGGUAAUGCCGCUGACAGCGGUCUAAAAGUUGGUGAAUAUGACGCAAUUACGAGUCACCUUUUAAUGAACCGUCGUCAAUAUGGGGAUUUCUACAAGAAGUAUGAAGACCUUAUAGUAAAAGAAGAGUCCAGUCUGAAUGGUGUGAACAGGAAGGUCUUUCUUCUUGACAGCCGUACCAGGGAGUCGGUCAGUGGGAAGUGUUUAAGUAGCCUGCGAAUAAAGAGCUCAGAAGACAACAAUACCAGCAAGCAAAUUGAAUACACUUUUGUAAGGAAAAACCUAGAGUUGCAAUUACCGCUAAUGACGGCAUCACAAAUUUCCACGAAUGAAAUUGUAAUUAUAAGUGAUGAGUCGGGGCAUUUUGCACUUUGCACUGGCCGCGUCGUAAGUAUCACCAGUCAUGAGAUUACCGUAAUGACCUCUAGAAGGCUAGAGAACAAUAACAUUCAUGUUCCCGGGUUUGAAAAAGAAACAAACCAAACUCUAAAAACUGUACUUAUGCCUGUGACUGGUUUGAAUCAAGCUCGGCAAGAAGCUUUGAGCUAUAGAAUUGACCGAAAUGAAAUACAAAGAGGGAUGGCGGUAGCAAGGUUCAAUCUUCUCAAUCUAUUCCUACCCCCAGUACCAAAAGAUGCAGUUACACUCGACGAAAUCAGUGGAGAAGAACGCAAAGUCAAAGCAUCGCUAGGCGGUGACAUGAGAACCCGAGAGCUUCUGGUCGAUGGGAAAUCACCCAAAUUUAGAUCAGGCUCUGAUCCGCCAGUCUUUGCUCGAGAAAGUGGUGUAAGCCCCGAUCUCAAUUUUGAUCAACAGGUGGCAUUUGACAAAGUCAUGAGAGCAGAAGAUUUUGCUUUGAUUCUGGGCAUGCCAGGUACAGGUAAAACGACGUUAAUUGUUGAGAUAGUCAGGAUGCUUGUUAAGCGUGGUAAGAGUGUUCUACUAACUUCAUAUACUCAUUCAGCAAUUGAUAAUAUCCUCAUCAAACUCAAGCAGUACAAAGUCGAAAUUAUGAGACUGGGUACAAAACAUCGUGUACAUCGGGAAACCCAGGAAUUUGUUCCCGAUUUAUCUGGUGCAGAAAACUUUAAUGAGCUUGUAGAAAUAGCAGAACGAGCCCCUGUCGUUGCGACAACGUGCCUCAAUAUCUAUGACACGCUGUUUUCCGUGAGACGAAAAGAUUUCGACUACGUUAUUGUCGAUGAGGCGAGUCAACUAUCACUUCCAAUGUGCUUGGGACCUUUAAAAUUCGCACCAAAAUUUGUUCUGGUAGGAGAUCAUUAUCAAUUACCGCCUCUAGUGAAGAAUGCUGCGGCGCGAGCUGGCGGUCUGGAUGAAUCACUGUUCAAGAUCCUGUGUGAAAAACAUCCCAACAGCAUGGUGGAGCUGACACACCAAUACAGAAUGUGUGAGGAUAUCAUGACGUUACCUAAUUACCUGAUUUACGAUGGGAAGCUAAAAUGUGGCAACGAUAGUGUGCGUAAUCAAGAAUUGAACACGCCGACAAUAGAAGAAGUGAUUAAGCUGCAGAGGUUUAAUGCAUCGGACCCCUGGCUGAUCAACGCUUUGGAGGCAAGACGCAAAGUCGUUUUCCUGGAUCAUGAUCGUUGCUCCAGUUGUCAAGAGACCGGAGAAAGAGAUAACAUUACGAACGUGGGUGAAGCCGAAGUGGUUUGGCAAUGUGUUGCGGGGCUGGUGAAGAGCGGGGUAGCGCGGAAAGACAUUGGCGUCAUGACACUGUAUCGGUCCCAGCUUCGACUAUUACGAGCAAUAUUUAGUGACAAAGAAGAUGCGGAGUUAGAGAUCCUAACUGCAGACCAGUUUCAAGGCCGUGACAAGAAAUGUGUGAUCAUUUCGAUGGUGCGCAGUAACGACGGCGCAAGUGGCGGCAGCCUGUUGCGGGAGCUUCGGCGUGUGAACGUUGCGAUGACACGGGCCAAGGCAAAACUGCUGAUUGUGGGUUCGAAACGCACGGUAAGCUCCGUGGAGACUAUACGCGGAUUUGUGGAGCUGCUUGGAUCACGAGGCUGGAUCUACCCGCUCCCUGCAGACUGCCUGCAGUGCUACAACUUACCAAGGAAGACUGGGGCUAAAAGGACAACUAGCGAAAAAAAGAAAAGUGCAUCAAGCCAUAUAACGGGCGAUUCGAAAUUCGCACAAAACAAACCCAUUAUACGGGACGUACUGAAUGGAAUGUAA